AUGCCACCUGUUGAGCACCAGCUCCAUGAGGAAUUCCAUAAGGAUGAUGAUCUGUUUGAAGUAAGUGGCGGCAGCAAUGCUGACAGGGCAGAUUCUGGAAGUGUCAAACCAGCACGGCCGCGGCGCGUGCGCCGUGCGCGCGGCGCCUGCGCGCGGGCGGCGCGGCGGAGGCGCGGGAGCGGCGCGCUCAGGGACCGGCCGGGCCGGGCCGGCACCGCCGCCGCCCUGCAGGGCAGCCCCGCCGCCGCUCCCGCCUCCUCCGCCUCUUCGUCCUCCUCCUCGUCGCCGCCGCAGCAGCAGCAGCUGACGCUGCUCGUGAUGCAGCCGGGCGGCGGCGAGGAGGCGGCGGCCGGGGCGGCGGGGGUGGUGCUGCAGCCGAGCGCCGACCCGCAGCUGCCGCCCUCCGCUAGCGGCGGCCUCAUGGUGUUCUACGAGCUGGGGGCCCCCGGCGAGGUGGAGGUGGGGGAGGAGGAGGUCGAGGCGGCGGGCGGCGAGAGCACGGCUAGCCUGGAGGAGCUGGAGGAGGAGGAGGCGGCGGUGCCGGGGGCUGCGGGCGGCGAGGCGGCGGCGGGCGGCGAGUGCAAGAGCUGCACGUACGAGGGCUGCAGCGAGACCACCACGCAGGUGGUGAAGCAGCGCAAGCCCUGGAUGUGCAAGCGGCACCGCAACAAGAUCUAUAAGGACAAGUACAAGCGCAAGAAGAGCGACCAGGCCCUGGGGGGCGGCGGGGCGGCGGCCGCGGGGGGCGGCCCGCGGGCCGAGGACAGUGUUGAAGGUUCAGUGUCUGUCACAAAGCAGAGACCGGGAUCCAUUGGAGAUCGCCCAGCAAGACCUACUCUUUUAGAACAAGUAUUGAACAAAAAGAGGCUGUCCCUACUCAGAAGCCCAGAAGUAGUGCAGUUUCUACAGAAACAACAGCAGCUGUUAAGUCAACAAGCUUUGGAGCAAAGGCAGCAACAGUUUCAAGGAGCACCUGGGUAAUGAGGAAAGAUCAAUGAUCUACAGAUGAGUCUGGUGCUGAAGGAGGGACAGGAUCUGUAUUUUGUAUAAAUACAAAGAAUGUCAGUGUUUAAACAAAAAUGGAAGUUGCUGUUGUUACGUAUUUGUUUCUUGUUUGCACUUUUGAGGUUUUGAGCUGCUUGGGUGUCUGCAGACUUGUGAGCAAAUCAUAGAAUGGCCUGGGUUGUGUUACGGAAACUUCCCAAUCUGACCAUUCACAGGACUCUCUGACAGUCACUCUCCCCUUGCUAGAGACUUCAACUUCUGGGACCAAAGCCCCUUCACUGCGGGUAGCUCCAGUGAUCUGACAGGUGACCCACUUGACUUCCUGCACACCUGGUUUGCAGUCAGACCAGGUUUCCUUCCUGGUUUGACCCCAGGUCUUUAUGGAGCCUUGUUCCAUAAAGCAAUUUAUUAACAAUGUAAUAGUACAGAAACAGCCUGGGCUCGUGCCUCUGAGGAGGUAUCUCAGACCAAGGAGCUCCUGGGCUUUUAUACCAUCACAGUCUAAGGCAAGCCUUGCUCUUCCUCCUUAGUCUUCCCUUCUGAGUCUUCCAUUCCUGCCACGUCCCUGUAUCCAUUCACCUGGCUAGCCACUCACCUUCAUGUCUUUUGUUAUACAAAGAGUUGGCAGUUCACUGCUUCCUGUCUUCACUCCCACCCAGAGCUCAAUUUGCAUCUCAAUCUGCAUCUCUAACUGCAGCUUACAAAUCAGCUACCUGCACCAGAUGUAUUCCUCAACAGUUGGAAGGGACCCUGAAAGAUCAUCAAGUUCCAACUCCCCUGCUGUGAACAGGGACACCUUUCGUAAGACCAGGUUACUCAGAGCUCUGUCUACCCUAGCCUUGAAUACUUCCCAGGGAGGGGGUACACAUUCCCAGCUUUUCUGAGCAACCUGUUCAGUACCUCACAGUAAAGAAUUUCUUCCUAAUACCUAAUCUAAAUCUACUCUCAGUGUGAACCCAUUCCCCCUUACUCUGUCCCUACAUGCCCUUGUAAAAAGUCCCUCUCCCAUCUUUCCUGUAGGGUCCCUUCAAGUAAUGGAAGGCUGCAGUUAGGUCACCAUGAAGCCACUGCUUUUCCAGGCUGAACAAUCCCAAUUCCCUCAGCCUUUCCUCAUAGGAGAGGUCUUCCAUCCCUCUAAUCCUUGCGACCCGUCUCUGGAUUUGCUGUAACAGGUGGAUGUCCUUCCUGUGUUGUGGGUUCCAGAGCUGGAUGCAGUCGACCAGAAGGGGAUUUUACCAGAGCAGAGGGGCCAUGAUGGGUUGACUUUGGCUGGACAUACAGAUUUAUAAAUUUUCAUUAACUGCUAUCCCCUGUCCUUUUUACAGAUAGGUAUUAUUUUCCCAUCUCCAUUCUCCACCCCUUCAGAUGUCCAAAAAUCAGGCCAUGACUUAGAUUACAUCAAGAUGGGUGCUCAGGACAGGAGAAGCAGCACACUUAAUAAUUGGACACUGGUGUUGGCCCUGUGCCUCCCACUCUCCUUAUUCCUCACAAAAUUAAUGCUUCAUCAGUUCCUGUCAUUUUUGCUGCUUUACUUUUGCAACAUACAACUUACACCAUAAAUUGUUUUCCCCUCAAGGUUUAAUCUCCUUGGAGCACACAUCGUGUCUCCCCAUCUUUCUGCAUUACCCACCAAGUACACCCAGGUAUUUGAGCGAAGACAAUCCCAUACAUGGGUUUGCCUUUUCCUAUGUGGAGAGGAAUCCACCCCGAUUUUCCCAGCCACUUCCCAUGUAUGGUAUGGGGACCUUAUCUCCUCCCCCAGUGUGUUGGAGUUUUGUUUGGGCAGGACCAGGGAGGUUUGCAGAUCUGGUGUUAACCAGCCAAGUGGCUUCUGUUCAAUUUACAUCCCAAUCCUUCCAUGCCCCAUUACCUAACACUUAACACAGUCUUCAGCAGUCUGUUAUACCACACAGUAUAUCCAGAAGGCUUAUAGGUGACAAGGGAUGUGAUCUCCACUCAAUGCCAUGUUUUUUUGCCCAAGAGUUUAUUAGGUUGUUUUGAAAAGUAGUCCCAUUGUCUGAUUCGAUUCUCUCUGGGGUACCGUGUUGCCACAAAAUGUGUCUCUCAACACCUGAGAUGGUGUCUUGAGCAGUGGCAAUGGUUUACAGGGUAUGUUGCCAGCCAGCCAGUUGUUACUUCUACUACGGUGAGUGUGUACCAUGUAUUUGGCGUGUUCAUGGCAGUGGUCCAGUUUGCCAGGCCUCACCAUACUGGAAACCCAGCCGCUGCCCUCUAAUCCAGGGAAAGUUUUCUUCAGUGGCUUGGUUGAUUGCAGCAUAUGCUUCUCAUUCAUGAAUGAUCUGUGCAAUGGCCUCCAUGGUCAGGUCAGUCCCUCAUUGAUGAGCACAUCUGUUUGUUGCAGCUGAUGUUUCAUGGCCCCAUCAGGUUAUAAAUAGCUCACCCUUCCACUCCCAGUCCAAGUGUACCUAAGUAAAUUCAGUUUUGGCAGCCUUAUCUACUUGUUGUUCAGUGGAGUGGUUUUUGGGCAUGUGAACAUCUCCCUGAUCUACCUUUCCAGUCAUGGUUUUGACCUGUGCACUGAUGUCCUGCCCCAGUGUAGGUGCAGUCCAGCCCAGAUGGGUUUAUCCUUGCAUUCCCAAUUGGUCUUCCAUUUUUGCAGCCACCUCCAUAGGGCAUUAGCCGCCAUCCAGGAGUCAGAUAGAGGCAGGUCACUUUUCUCGUUCAGCAAUCUCUCGGGCUAUUUCAGAUGGCUUUCACCUCUGCAAACUGGCUUGACUUGCCUUCUCCUUCAGCAGCCUCAAUGACUUGUCCACCUCUGAUGGUUUCCUGCCACACAGCAGGAUCCAUCACUAAAUAGGGCAUAGCCUCUUUCAUAUUCUGCUAACUCAUUGUGUGGGGGUGCUUCUUGUGCACAAGUCUCCUUCUCUGACAAUGCUCCAAAAUCUUUUCCUUCUGGCCAGUCCAUGAUUUUUUCCGGAAUUCUCAAUUGAGGUCAUGUAGUGCUACUCUCUUACUCCAUGUAGCACUGGCUGCGUGAUCUGUUAUGGGGAUGUUUCCUUUGAAAUCUGGAGAAGUCUUCCAAUUAUUUUUAAACUUUCAUUUUAAUAUUUAAUUUGUUAAUAAAACUUGUUUAUGGUAGCAGUGUUUAGCUGUACACCCUUUUCUACCAAAACUAUAAUAAAUUAACAUUUUUCUAUAUAAACAUUUACAGUUAAGUCAGUCUUUGAUGACAAUCAUUGAUGGAAGUCAGGUACUUUCUGUGGACAUUGUGAAACAAAGUUCUGAAGUUGAGUUAGUCCAAUGGCAUUACCUAACAGCAAUUGCUCAGGGAUGUGAGAAAUUUAUGUCCUGUAGAAUCUUGCACUAAAGGCAAAGACAACUAGCCAUCAAGAAGUCAAUCCAGCAGUUCAGAAAAGUACAAGCAGGUGAUCUGUUUAUUACCUGCAAGUUGAGUAGGUUUGAAUUGCUUCAUUGUGCAUAGCAUGUAAAAGAAUUUGCAUUUAAAAGUUCCUAAAGUGAUAAAUGGUGAAAAGCUUUAAAAAGUAUCAGGGGAAAAGUAUGAAACUGAGAGUUUGACCUUGUUACAUGGAGUUAUUUGAAAUUACUAACUUCUUAUAUGUAAAAUGUAACUUAAUUACAGAUUAGAAUACCACUAAUUUUUAAGUGACUAAAUUAAAUUUUGAAGUUUUUAACUCAUAAUAGUAAAUAAUUCAAAAUCUAGUCUACCUUUUCUUCUCAGAAAGGUAUAGUUAAAAUUCUUUUAUUAAGACUACAGAUCUCUAAUCAGCUGCAGUGCUAGACUUCACAGAUUUUCAGCCAAUUAAAAUGAACUUGCAAUUGAUUGGGUUAAGAAUCCAAACACUAAAUUACAUAAGUGUUGAAUCCCAUGUUUUAUUUAUAAAAAUCGUUUUGUAUUAAGCCACAUUUCUGAAUAGAGGUUAUCCAAAUGGGUUAGGUGCUUAUUAUCAAGUACUAUUUUAUAUUGCAGCAGUUUGGUCUACUAAAUAAUAUUUCUUCAGCAGUGUUUGUUAGUCCUGUGGAUUUUUACAUGCUCUGCUUUUUUUAUGUACACAACUUGUUCUGUAGGGAUUUAUUGUAUUUAGCAUUGUGCAAGUUGUUCUUUAAAAAAGAACUUGAAAAACUUUGUAUAAGCAGUUCUGGACCAAUAAGUGAGUAAAAUUUCUGUUUUUUCUUUUUUUCUUUAAA
Motacilla alba alba is the source of this 5172-nucleotide messenger RNA. RefSeq names its product regulatory factor X associated protein (gene RFXAP). The transcript has 4 exons. Gene Ontology annotation, cellular component: nucleus. Gene Ontology annotation, biological process: regulation of transcription by RNA polymerase II. NCBI's taxonomy places the organism in Eukaryota, Metazoa, Chordata, Aves, Passeriformes, Motacillidae. Bases 1 to 981 code for a protein of 326 amino acids. The record is from RefSeq and is a predicted model, not a curated record.